This is a messenger RNA of Pantherophis guttatus, 7355 nucleotides long. It is a transcript of the gene RASA2, whose product is annotated as RAS p21 protein activator 2. The record is from RefSeq and is a predicted model, not a curated record. Gene Ontology annotation, biological process: negative regulation of Ras protein signal transduction; regulation of GTPase activity; intracellular signal transduction. Gene Ontology annotation, molecular function: phospholipid binding; GTPase activator activity. Lineage: Eukaryota; Metazoa; Chordata; Lepidosauria; Squamata; Colubridae.
GGUGGGCGUGGCCGCGGUGGUUAAGGGCUCUGCCCGUCAGUACCGCGACGGGGUAGGUCUACGCGGUUUUGUACACAGUCCGAGUGCGUCGGGGCGCGUGCGGAAGCCGUUUGGCCUUUUCUCUCGGCCGCGCGGCGGGUGGCCCCCGGCUAUGGCUGCUGGCGAGGGGGCCGACGAAGAGGUGCGAGUGCUGCAGACUCUCCGCGGAAAGAUUUGUCAAGCCAAAAACUUAGUGCCAUAUUCAGGACCAAAUAAAAUGAGAGACUGCUUUUGUACAAUCAAUUUGGAUCAAGAAGAGGUGUUUCGUACUCAAGUGGUAGAAAAAUCUUUAAGUCCAUUUUUUGGAGAAGAGUUUUACUUUGAAAUACCAAGAAUAUUCCAGUAUUUAUCAUUCUAUAUUUAUGACAAAAAUGUUCUACAGAGGGACCUGCGUAUAGGUAAAAUAGCUAUCAAAAAAGAAGAUUUGAGCAUAUAUUCUGGCAAGGAAACAUGGUUUGUACUUCAACCAGUUGAUUCUAACUCAGAAGUUCAGGGAAAAGUACAUCUUGAAUUAAAAUUAAAUGAACUGAUUACAGAUAAUGGAUCUGUAUGCCAGCAGCUAGUAGUACAGUUAAAGGAAUGUCAUGGACUACCUCUUAUUAAUGGGCAAAAUUGUGACCCUUAUGCUACAGUAUCUGUUGUCGGUCCUUCAAGGAACGAUCAAAAGAAGACAAAGGUAAAAAAGAAAACAAGCAAUCCACAAUUUAAUGAAACAUUUUAUUUUGAGGUAACUAGGUCCAGUAGUUACACCAAGAAGUCACAAUUUCAGGUAGAAGAAGAAGACAUUGAGAAACUGGAAGUCAGGAUUGACUUAUGGAACAAUGGCAACUUGGUGCAAGAUCUUUUUCUAGGAGAAAUUAAGAUUCCUGUCAAAGCAUUAGGAAGUGAUACUUUCCAAGCAUGGUACCUCCUACAGCCAAAAGAUAAUGGAAAUAAAUCUGCUAAAAGUGAAGAUCAUGGAUCCCUUAGACUCAAUAUAAAUUAUGCUGAAGAUUAUGUACUUCCAUCUGGGUACUAUGGGUCUCUUAGAGACUUGCUUCUGAAAUCAUCAGAAGUGGAGCCAAUUUCUGCAUCAGCUGCUUACAUUUUGGCCGAAGUGUGUCGUGAUAAAUAUGAUGGUAUUUUGCCACUUGUAAGGUUGUUGCUGCAUCAUCAUAAAUUAGUGCAGUUCAUUACUGCAGUGGCAGAAUUAGAACUGAAGGAAACCCAAGAAGUAAAUACAAUCUUCAGAGGAAACUCUUUAACUACUCGAUGUGUAGAUGAGAUGAUGAAAAUAGUGGGAAAGCACUACUUGAAAGUUACUUUAAAACCAAUUCUAGAUGAGAUAUGUGAGAAUCCUAAACCUUGUGAAAUUGAUCCCCUGAAACUGAAAGAAGGAGAUAAUGUGGAAAUGCACAAGGAAAAUCUUCGUUAUUAUGUUGACAAAGUUUUCAGUACAAUUGUACAAUCAAGUAUAAGUUGCCCAACUUUAAUGUGUGAUGUGUUGUGUUCUCUGAGGCGCUUGGCUGCUGAAAGAUUUCCUAAUGACCCUCAUGUACAGUAUUCUGCAGUGAGCAGCUUUGUGUUCCUUCGUUUCUUUGCUGUAGCUGUAGUAUCGCCUCAUACUUUCCAUUUACGACAUCAUUAUCCAGAUGCACAGACAUCUAGAACAUUAACUCUUAUCUCAAAAGCAAUUCAGACACUGGGAAGCUGGGGAAGUUUAUCCAAAAGCAAGCUGUCAAGCUUCAAGGAGACCUUUAUGUGUGAAUUUUUCAAAAUGUUUCAAGAAGAGGAAUACAUUGAAAUAGUCAAAAAGUUUUUAGAUGAAGUGUCUUCCACGGAAAGUAAAGAACCAAGUGUCAUGAAUGAGCCAUUGCAUCUAAAAGAAGGGGAGAUGUUCAAAAGAGCACAAGGAAGAACUCGUAUUGGAAAAAAGAAUUUCAAGAAGCGUUGGUUCUGCCUUACAAGUAGAGAACUCACUUAUCAUAAGCAACAAGAUAAAGAACCUAUAUUCACCAUUCCAGUCAAAAACAUUCUUGCAGUAGAAAAACUUGAUGAGGGUUCAUUUAACAGGAAAAAUAUGUUUCAAGUAAUACAUGUUGAAAAACCACUCUAUGUGCAGGCAAAUAAUUGUGUGGAGGCUAGUGAGUGGAUAGAAGCUCUCUGUAGAGUGAGCAGAUGCAACCAAAAGCGAUUGAACAUCUAUCACCCAUCUGCUUUUUUGAAUGGAAAUUGGCUUUGCUGUAAAGCCACAUCAGAAAACACAGUGGGCUGUAUGCCAUGUACUGCAGGUGUACCUGCUGACAUUCAGAUAGAAAUAGAUGGAGAUCGAGAAGCAGAGAGAAUCUACUCAGUCUUUGCAAUCAGUAUGCCAAAACUCCAAAAAAUGCAAGAGGCUUGUGGAAGUAUAGCAGUCUACCAAGGUCCACAAAAAGAGCCAGAUGAUUAUUCUAAUUUCAAAAUUGAGGAUUCGGUAGCAACUUUUCAAACUCUUCAGCAAAUAAUAUCAAUUGUAGAACAAUUGGACAUACAUCAUGAUAAGUAUCGAGAAAAAAGAUCAUCUAGUGCUAAAUAUGGCAGUGAAGAAAACCCAAUUGUUGCUAAAAUUUCCUAACCAAAGGCACUUCAAUAGAGAUGGAUUUUGAAAGAAAGGAAUUGGAAUAAUUUUCACUGUUUAAUAACAAACUGCUUUUAUGAUCAUUCAGUGAAUUUAAGAAUAUACAUUUCCUGCAAAAUAGCUGCAUUCACAAGCUUAUUUAAUAUUUAACAGUGGAAAGAACAAUGUGGAAUCAGAUUUCUGCAGGGAUAAGGGAAAACGUACCCAUAUUGUUUAAAGAACCUAACAUACAAAAAUGUAAGUAAACAAGGUAUCUAAAGCUGGGAAGAUCUUCUAAAGAAAUAAGCUUUCUAAGAAAGAAAACAACUAUCACCUUCAGUUGGAAUUUUAUCUGCCAGGAUAAUCAUCAGCUUCUGUGACUAUCACUAUUAUCUGGACAAAGAUAUUCUGACAGGCGGCAAAAGAAUUUGAAGCUUUACAUUCAGCGCACAGUCACUUUUAAAACUUUCUUUCUUAAUCUACAGUAUAAAUGUUGUUUUUAAAAAGGAACAAAAUGAUGGUACUUUUUCAAAAUGUGCAUUGACAAUUAACAAAGUUAUGUUAUUUAAGGUGUCACUGAAGCAGGACAAGUCAGGGAAUCUAUAUGUCUUGUUUACAAUUGGAGUGAAUAGUGAAAGAUGUGAUAUGGAACAAUUGUGUUUUUCUUUUUGAAAUAACUAUUAGUAUUUUUAGUGAUUGGGUUGGGGUUGGGGGAGGAGAAUAUAUGCUGUUCAGGUAAUACUGUAGCUGAAUACCAUGUGGCAUAUCAUUAGUAAUACUUUUUUCAAAAAUGCCUAAAGGUAGAUGAUAUACAGUGAACAUUGCCAUACCCAAUUGUAACUAGCUCUUUUUGAAAGUCACUCCAAGCACUUUACAUAUCUGGUUACCCCCAGAUUAUAAUUCUAGAUACUUUAUAGUAUCUAAUCAUUAUGAUCAGUUGAAUGAUCAGUACUGUGGCUUAAAACCAUACUUUUAUGAAAUUUUAUAUCUAGGAUAUUUUUUACUUGCCAAGUAAAGUUUUGAACUAAACUUUACUUUUAGAAACUCUUAAACAUGCCUUGUUCUAUUUGUACCUAUAGACUGAUAAAAAGACUGGUAUAUAAUAAAUAUGAACAAACUAAUACUUGGGAGAAGAAAAGGCUAAGUUUUUUAAAUCAGUAUUAUAUGACGUUAUCAGAAAUCAAGCUUAACUCAAAAGAAACUUUACCUUUUCUUUAUUGAAUGUGGUACUACAGAAAACUCACCUUGGGAGCAAUUUAUUAAGCACUAUAAAAAUCAGUGUAUUUCCACUGAAGUUAACAUUCAUGAUUAUCUGUUUAUUGGUCCCCUUACCUUUUAAUACUUCUGGUUUACUAUUAUUUGCCACCAUUAGGACUGCUUGCAUUGUCUAAUAGAAAUAUAAAAUAAGGACAUUUAAAAGAUAAAACUGGCUUAAAUACAGUGGUGGGAUUCAGCCAGUUUACACUACUUGGGGAGAACCGGUUGUUAACUUUCUGAGCAGUUUGGUGAACUGGUUGUUGGAAGAAAUCAUUAGGGCAGAGAGCCAGUUGUUAAAUUAUUUGAAUCCCAUCACUGCUUAAAUACUACAUGCUUGUAAUGGUAUGCUAAGAUAAUAAGAGAGCUUGCCAUUAAAGUAAAUAGUCCGAUCCUAAGACUGAACUAACCUCUAAAUUAAAUGUACCUAAAUAGAACUUAUUUUUCCCAAUAGCUGGUAUCCAUGCCUUAUCACUAAAUGUUUUUGAGGCAUAGGUACAAAUAUUUAUUAAACAAGCUCACUGGAUAUAUAUAAAUCUAUCAAUGCAGAUGGUGCACUUGGGGUAAAAUGUAAGGGAAACUGUAAUAAUUUAGUGACAGAAUGAAUGACACAGAUUGUAUAACACAAUCAUUACCACAAAUUAUAACUGGUAAAUGCAAAAUAAAAUGCAAGUGUGAUGUAGAGGACUCAUAACAGAAAAUUGUGUCUGUGUAGUCACCUACGUUGAAGCGUGAACAUCUUUUAUGCAAAAUAUCAGAAAAAUAUGCUUCCAUUCCUUUAAUAAAUUAUAUUUCCAAAGUUAAAAUACAAAUUUCCACAAAAAAAGGGAAACAACAGCAAAGCAACUAAACAAAAAAGUGCAUUAAAAAAAACCAUGCACAUAUAUGGUCACCCUAGUUGAUUACUGAUAAAUAUAUUUCAACAAUAAUAAUUUCCCCCCUUGCAAAAUAGGCCUACUGUUUAUAAACUUCUACAGUUCUAUUUGCCCGACUAAUUUGAUCUGCCAACUAUUUACCAUUAAAAAAGUUAUCAGGUAACUUAUCAGGUAAACUCAACAAUAAAAGUAAACUUCAGAUACUCUUAACAAUAUAUUCUUGUAUUUCGCACACAGAAAGUAAACAACAUCUUCUAAUCUACCAUAAACUACGGCAAUCAUUAUCUCUGAUCUGUCCAGGAUCAAAUCAAUCUUCGACUGAUUCUUUUCCUUAAAAUUAUAAGCAUUAAAAUAUGCUUUCAUUCCUGUGCCUACAUAUACAUACAUAAACUUUAAUACAUUUGGAAAUUGCAAAUUAUGUUUUAAUAUAAGAAAAACAUGAAAAAUAUCAAUUUUAUACAUAAUUUAAUCUUUGAAUUUAAAAAAGAAAGUGGAUCCUUGACGAAGUAUUACAUUUUCACAGAUAAUUCUGAAUUUUAUCAUCUGUGGAAGGAAAAAUCAAGAGAUUCACCCACAGAAAUUCUCCACAUCUAUCACCAGGCUUCCCUUUUCUAGACUGUCAAAUAGGAAACAGCCAUGAGUCACCCGAAAAUAUUCUAGAUUUAUAAUUUAUCAGUCUAAGAACUAUUUUAUACCUGUUUACAGCAUUUGACAGUAAGAAAAACAUUAUUUCCUUCCUGGAUUAUACCAAAUCAAUAGGGUAUAAGUAAAUGUGAAUUCCUCCACCCUGAAUUACUCCUAUAACACCAAUUUAAGAUUGUUCUAUUGAAAUAUUUAUACAAUAGAAAUGAAAGCUUUAUUUUGUUCUGAAAAAUCUAACAUUUGAAUAAUAAACAGAAAUAAUUUACAAUCAUUGGAACUGCAUUUUGUGUCUCUGUUUAGCGGGAUUUUUCAAUUAGAUAUUUCUGUGUAACUGUCAUACAGGGAUGUUGUGUACAGAAGCUCAACCAGCCAGUUGCUAAAUAUCUUUUCCACCUCAAAUAGCUAAUAUGCUAUUGGUUUUUAGUGUAUGGGAGAGGCUAAAUUGACUUCCCCCAUAAGUAUUUAUCUAAAAAUGUUCAUAUAUUUAUGUUGGGGUUUCCUCAGUCCUGUAUCUGUGUGUGUGGAAGAUCACCGUUUGACAUCAAUAUAUAUGAUUGAAUAUAUCAUAUUGAGACUUUUAGGCAAUCAAUGUAUAGUUACGAAUAUAGUUACAGAUAUUUGAAUAUUUGCUUAUAUGCUGAAUUACAGCAUUACUUUGAUCAUCACUGUGUCAUUCAUUCUGUUCUAAUAUUAGUUGAACUAAGCUCUAUUCGUGGUAUUUUAGUAACCACAUAAUUGUAAGAUGCUACUUACCAUUAUUGGUAUUCAUUCCACUUAACCCUUUUGCUUUCCAAUCACAGCUAUUCCCUUUUUUAUAAUAGGACUUGCAGAGAGUAUACCAAUAUCAUUUCAGAAAGCAUGACAUCUGGUAUUGAAGAUUUCAUUCUGCAAAUAGUAUUAAAAGAUGGUACAUUUAUAAUAGUUAUCAUUAAAGAAAAUAGAACUAUGUUAGUUUAGGUAUUGUUCCCUACACCUAUCUAUCAACUUUAUGAAGUAAUUGUUGAGGGCAAUCAUUGGGAAGGAUUUCUAGAGAGACAGAGAUGAAGAGAAAGGACCAUGAAGAUACUCUCAAGACAUCCUUUGACUAGACUCUGCUCUAUCACCUACCAAAGGUCUAGUUCCACCAACCAGCUGCCCUGUAGGAAGGAUACAAGGAUCUUUUUUUACAAUUUUUUAUUUGCUUUUUUGUUUAUGGUUUUUGAUAACUGCUUGCAAACUGCCUUGUAAAAUAUUUAUCUUGGAAGUCAGAUUAUAAAUAAUUGUCAUGAGAAAUAGUUUUAUCCUACCAAAAUCGUGAUUGAUUUUUGGGCUUUGUGCAGGCUUCAUGCUUGUGGAUUGGUUCAUAUAUUAACUUUGUGCUGAAUCAGCGUUAUCGUUAAUAUUUUCCCCUUGCAAAUGAUCUUGUGUUUUCUAUCUUCUCAAACUUGAGGAUUUAUUUUGUGUUUAUUUUCCUAGCCUUUUUUUCCUAGCUUUCAGAUUAUAGUUAGCCAAACGUGUUUUCUAUUUUACAUCUCAGCAUUGCAAUUAAUCCUCCCUGUUUGUCCAUAAAUUCCAGUCUCUUAGUAAGCUGCAAAAUGCUGGAGAGAUCCUUAUACAGUGAAAGACAGGACAUUCACAGAUACUCUGUGACCAUCAUGACUAAAACAACACUCUGCCGAAGUGUAUUUCACCAAAAUUGUCUCCUCUGAAAUAAAAUUUGAAAGCAAAUUAUUUUAAAUUGAAUUGGAACAGAAAGGGAAACAUCAGAAUUUUCAACAUGGUUUUAAUAUAGUGAUAAAUGAAAUGUUUAUUUUGUAAUUGGAUUGCAAUGGGUUGCCCACUAUUCACAGAAUCUAGCACACAUCUCAUACAAUUAUUUUUUCCGUUUUUUAUCAGAAUUCCUCAUUGCAAAUUCAUUAGGUUAUUGAGCAAAUAAUGUACACUAUCCUUAUUUUUGUAUGAUACCUUUUUUGUAUUAAAGGACUUCCAUG